UUCCAGGAUGGGACAACUCAUGAGGCAGGGGUAGCAGGAUGCUUCGAAAACACAAAUAAAGGCCAAGGGCCAAGGAAACCCUCCUGGGUAUUGACCAUCAUUUGACAACGAUCAGACUCUUCUCCUGACACUGAAGGACCAACGACGAGGCUAUCAUGUCGUCCAUCAAUCGCCAUAUGCUGGGUUCAGCGAUCACGACACUAUUUGCGACGCUCGGGUUUGUCUUUGCUCUGGUAGCAAUCACUUCCAAGGAAUGGGUGAUGCGCAACGAAUACUCAAGUACAGACCCUGUGCAAUGGCUCGAGAGACAAUACCGGCUGUAUCGAUCACCAUUUGCGAUCUGCAACUAUAACGGCACAAACGUUACUUGCCAUCAUUUCCACCCCUUCGGAAAGAAUACCAGUUGUGAAGCCAUCUCGCGAACCGGCAACCUAGAUGCAGACAGCUCGGGCGACGCAAGGCUUUGCGAGCAGAUCCACCUGGCUGGGCAUUUUGCAAUCGCCAGUACGACUUUGAUAUCCGUUGGAUUCUUGUUGAGCCUAGCUCUGCUCGCCUUUGCAAUCACUAUGCCAUCAACGACUUCGGAAGAUGGCACUGCUGGUAGGUCGCAAAGCAGACAUGGCCGCAAUCAUUCUAAGCAUGCACAAGAGGGCGUAGCUGAUGGAUUAGAGGCAACGCCGGUCGAAGAGGAGUCGACACUCCACAGGCGAUCAAGCGCAACUGGAUGGUCGUCAUAUGCCAGCUUCCUGAUGUUGGUCUGCUUGAGCAUCGGUAUCAUGACAGCUCUCCUCAGUCAAUUUUACACAAUAUUGGGAUUGAUUCAAUCAGCCCCCAACAAUGCAGACUUUGCAUCCAGCUCGGCGAUCACAGAUUCUUCGCUUCGUCAGUACGACUCUUGGUAUCAAGGAAAGGCACUAAGUGUAUACGAAACCUGUGCAUGGGGCUUUGCAGCAGUUGGAACGGUGAUUGCCACCAGAACAUGGAAGAUGCCGGCAUGUUAUUGAUGGUAGCUGACGUCGAUAAACCUUGGUGGACCAGAAUGCUCCUUUGGACAAUCAUGAGAAUUAGCUUUGGACACGCUUUCCAUUAUGUAUAUUUCUUCACCUC
This is a messenger RNA of Exophiala viscosa, 1107 nucleotides long. RefSeq lists its product as uncharacterized. Lineage: Eukaryota; Fungi; Ascomycota; Eurotiomycetes; Chaetothyriales; Herpotrichiellaceae. Bases 156 to 1004 code for a protein of 282 amino acids. The transcript has a single exon. The record is from RefSeq and is a predicted model, not a curated record.